This is a messenger RNA of Thamnophis sirtalis, 3738 nucleotides long. NCBI's taxonomy places the organism in Eukaryota, Metazoa, Chordata, Lepidosauria, Squamata, Natricidae. The record is from RefSeq and is a predicted model, not a curated record.
GCUUUGAAACUCCCACAUGUGGAUUACAUAGAAGAGGACUCUUACGUGUUUGCUCAAAGCAUUCCUUGGAAUCUUGGCCGGAUUGUCCCAGAACAGGUCACACUGAAUGAGUAUAAUCCCCCCAAUGCUGGUGAACUGGUUGAGGUUUAUCUGCUAGAUACUGGUGUCCAGACGACCCAUCGGGAAAUAGAAGGCAAAAUAUUUGUGACUGAGUUUGAGAAUGUCCCUGAAGAAGAUGGCACUCGCUUUCACCGCCAGGCCAGUAAGUGUGACAGCCAUGGGACCCACAUGGCAGGUGUGGUGAAUGGAAGGGAUGCUGGAGUUGCCAAAGGGGCCAAUGUUCGCAGUCUGCGGGUGCUCAACUGCCAAGGAAAAGGCACCGUAAGCGGCACACUGAUUGGGCUGGAAUUCAUUGCAAAGACCCUGGCUGUCCAGCCCUACAGCCCGCUGAUUGUUUUGCUACCCUUGGCUGGCACCUAUAGCCCCAUCCUGAAUGCCGCUUGUCGUCAGAUGGUGCAGAUGGGAGUAGUCAUGAUAGCUGCAGCAGGCAACUACAAAGACGAUGCUUGUCUAUACUCCCCAGCAUCAGAACCAGAAGUUAUUACAGUUGGAGCAACCAAUGCCCAAGACCAACCUGCAUCCAUGGGGACUUUGGGAACCAACUUUGGACGUUGCGUAGAUGUGUUUGCUCCUGGAGAUGAUAUCAUUAGUGCCUCUAGCGACUGCAGCACCUGCUUCACAUCGCAGAGUGGGACAUCCCAAGCAGCUGCCCAUGUCGCAGGUAUUGCAGCCAUGAUCUUGAAUGCCAAUCCUGCCCUGUCCAUCUCCGAGCUAAGACAGAAACUGAUCCACUUUUCUGUCAAAAACCUUAUGAACGAGGCUUGGUUUCCAGAAGACCAGAGGCUGUUAACACCAAACAGAGUGGCUGGGCUUCCCUCCAAAAUUGUCGCAGAGGAACAACUGUACUGUCGCUCUGUGUGGUCUUUCUUGUCUGACUCAACCAGUGCAGCAACAGCUGUUGCCCGAUGUAACAGCGAUGAAGACAUGUUCAGCUGCUCAAGUUUAUCAAAGAAUGGCAAGCGGCGAGGGGAGCACAUUGAGGAUAUUGGAGGCAAGAAGGAGUGUGUGGCUCACAACAGAUUUCGAGGCCAAGGUGUCUAUGCCAUAGCCAGAUGUUGCAUUUGGCCCAAGGCUGACUGCCAGGUUAAUAGCCAUUCACAGACCACAGAGGACACAGCUAUGAAAAGUGUUAGCUGCAUCCAAGAUAGCCACGUUUUGACAGGCUGCAGCACCCAUUCUCUGGCUGGAGAUGUCAGUGGCGGCAUCAAUGCUGUACACCAGGCAGACAGUAGCCGGGCUCACUGUGUAGGACAAGGAGAAGCAACGGUGCAUGCUUCCUGCUGCCAUGCACCCAGCCUUGAGUGCAGAGUUCAGGGACAUCCUCCCCUGGAAUACUCAACAAAGGUGAUGGAGACCUGUGACGAUGGUUGGACUCUAACAGGAUGUAAUGCCCAGUCACAUAGCUCCAACACUCUUGGGGCAUAUUCAGUGGACAACACCUGCAUUGUAAUCAGCCGUCCCGAAAGCAAAGGAGCAACUGCAGUUGCCAUCUGUUGCAGAAAAAAGCUCUUAGAGGAUGAGAAGCAAAGUUCCAGUAACAAAUGACAAUUCUACCUUUUCCAGCCUCCACCUAUCCAAAGGACCCACAAAUUUUGACAAUUGCCAUACAUGGUCAUACUGGCAAACACGGUAGUUUGUAGAGCAGGACUCCAAUACAGCUUCGGAUUGCUCGUGAUAGCCUUAGCACAACAAUUUCAGAUGCUGCAAUUGUGCAAAACAUUGUCCCUCUAGCAACAGUCCCAUUGUUGUUUUCAAGAGAUGGGUGUCUUUGAUGUCUCAGUAAUAUCAGUUAAACUGCAUUUGUAAAAUAUCUUUGAUCAAUCAUUAUACAUGAUUUUUCAAUACCUUUUUAGUUGCAAUCAGUGACUUCCAAGUUUUUUAGAAUAUCUAUUUUGUCAACCGUCCAUUAGUUCAAUGCAUUUUGCUUAUAGUUGCAUAGAAGACAUGGGGAGGAGCAUGCAGAAGAAUGAAGAAGAUAACAGUUUCUGUGUAAUUCUUUAGCUUGGUCCCACUCUUUCAUUGGUUGAACUAUAACCAGAAACGUCCGUGUAUAUAUGAGUGGUGCUUAAAACUGUAAAAGGUGAAAGUAUUAACACUAUAGAUCAGCCCAGGAUAGCAGAUUAAUUGCAAAGCAUGCCAAUUAACAUUAUAUCGUGCUUUUAAAAAUAUUUUUAUAUACUAAGUUGUACGGUACUAUUUUGCAGCAAACAUAGGCAAACCAUGGGCUGUAUUAACCCUUCCUUCUAAAGGCCCCAUGCAAUUAAUAGAGUAUCCUUUGUAGUUAAACUGUUACGGAACCAUUUAACAGUUUAAUGCUUUAAAAGGAAACAGGCAUACCUGCGAGAUAUUGCGGGUUGGAUUUCAGAUCAGCAAAUAUUACAAUAAAGUUGAAUCACACAUUUUUAUUGGGUGGGGGAGGGAGGGGGUUUCUGACUGCAUAUAAAAGUUAGGUUUGCACUCUGGGUAAAAUAGUACUAUGUCUAAAAAAACUAUGUAAGUUCUUUAUUACUAACAUCUUAAUUAAGGUUCUUUAUUACUAAUGAGCAAAUGCUCUUGGAAAAAUGGUGCCAGUAGAUUUGACACAGGGUUGCCAUAAGCCUUCUAUUUACUAAAAAAAUUCAGUAUAUGCAAAAUUGAAUAAAGCAAAACACAAUAAAAUAAGGUAUGCCAAUAUUCAAAUACAAUUUAAUAGAAUUGGGAAGUGUUUCUCCUGAUUCUGCUCACUUCUUGAGAUUCUAUGGUUGUUGCACUCUCAACCUGAAACAGCCUAGGAUUUAGAUCAGGGGGGUCAAACUUGUGGCCCGUGACCUGGGUGCAUCGUGUGCUGGCCACGCCCAGCAACGGUUUAGCGAAGAGGGGAAAAACUUGCAAUUUGUCACGUGACGUUCAUUGUGAGUUUGACACCCCUGAUCUAGAUUGUACACAUUACUGUUUUCUGUCAUUCUCCAGUGCCAUUAUAUAAAACCACUUAAUGGGUUGUAGUUGGUCUGAAGUAGGAUUUUAUCCUAUUGUGUCCUUAUAGUAACUUUUGAAAAGCAGACGUUUCUCCUCUUUUAUUUCACACAGGAAACAAUUACUUUAAUUGUAAUACUUAACAUAUUAAAAUUAUUGUAAAUGAACUGUGUUAGCUACUGUAUUCACAAAUGGAGGGAGCUCUGCAAAAAUGAGAGCAGUUUUCUCCAAGGAGACUGGAUCAACGUAGAGAAUUAUUAGUCUCUAGAUAUCACUGAAGCAUAACUUUCAGUUUCAUCCUCUUAUGAUUAUUAUUCUGAAAAAUAUUGAAAACUGUAGCUGAAAAAAAUAAUAAUUGGGCUCCAGCAAGGCUACCGGAUCAAUGUUAGAAUAGUUUUAUAUACGCAAACCUGAAGCUUUUAAAAGCACUGAAGACUUAGGACUCCUGCAUGACAGGCCUUAAGGCAACCAUAAAACCAAGUAAUCGCUGGGUAACUUUCACCAAACAGUGUAGUUUCCUAACAAAGUAUUUGGUAUUUGAAAUUGGCUUUUCAAAUCUUUUCCCCCCUUAUCGAAUGUUUCAUUGCCUAUAUAAUUGAGUCUUUAACCACGUAUAUGUUCAAUUAAGGGGAAUAUAUUUUUUAAUUAAGGGACCAUAUACAUGUU